Molecule: messenger RNA, 3588 nt
Organism: Gavialis gangeticus (Gharial)
Lineage: Eukaryota; Metazoa; Chordata; Crocodylia; Gavialidae
Gene: DHX38
Product: DEAH-box helicase 38
Exons: 26
Coding region: 1-3438 (1145 amino acids)
Biological process (GO): proteolysis; mRNA splicing, via spliceosome
Cellular component (GO): spliceosomal complex; intracellular anatomical structure
Molecular function (GO): RNA binding; ATP binding; aspartic-type endopeptidase activity
Source: RefSeq, a predicted model, not a curated record
AUGGCCCUGGCGGACUCUGGUGCGGACCUCUCUACUCUCCCUCGGACUCGAUGGCACUACCGCUGCGCACCCGCGGAGACGCCGUCGCAUCCGGGCGGGGUGAGCGAAGAGUUCUGGGAGCGCAGCCGGCAGCGUGAGCGGGAGCGCCGCGAGCAGGGCGUCUUCGCCUCCUCCAAGGAUGACAGGGAGCGCCGGCGCGAGCGCGGGCGCGACAGGGACCACGACCACGACCGGCAGCGGGAGCGCGAGGAGCGAGACAGGAGCCACCACGGCAGUAGCCGGUCGGAGCGGGAUGGCUGGUCUGAGAGGAGUGGCAGCAGGAGGAGCGAGCCAGAGAGCCCCAGGCAUCGGCCCAAAGAUGCUGCCACGCCGUCCUGCUCGAGCUGGGAGGAAGAUGAUAGUGGCUACGGCACCUCGCGCCGCUCGCACUGGGAGUCGCCUUCACCUGCACCUUCCUGCCGGGAUCGGGGCCACCGCACGCCCUCCUCGCGGGACACGGACAGGAGGGAUCGGGAAAGGUCUGUUAGGAGCAAGUACCCAGACAGGACACCGCUUCCUACUCCUUCGUAUAAGUAUAACGAGUGGGCAGACGAUCGGAAGCACCUGGGCUCCACACCGCGGCUGUCCCGGGGGAAAGGGAGGCGUGAGGACGGGGAGGAAGGGAUUGCCUUCGAGACUGAGGAGGAGCGACAGCAGUGGGAGGCUGACCAGCGGCAAGCCGACCGGGAUUGGUACAUGAUGGACGAGGGCUACGAUGAGUUCCACAACCCCCUGGCCUACUCAUCAGAGGAGUAUGUGCGGAAGCGGGAGCAGCACCUUACCAAGCAGAAGCAGAAGCGCAUUUCUGCACAGCGGAGGCAGAUCAAUGAGGAUAACGAGCGCUGGGAAACCAACCGCAUGCUGACGAGUGGUGUGGUCCAUCGGCUUGAGGUGGAUGAGGACUUCGAGGAAGACAACGCAGCCAAGGUGCACCUGUUGGUUCACAACCUGGUGCCCCCAUUUCUGGACGGCAGGAUUGUCUUCACCAAGCAGCCGGAGCCAGUCAUCCCGGUCAAGGAUGCCACGUCAGACUUGGCAAUCAUCGCCCGCAAAGGCAGCCAGCUGGUGCGCAAGCACAGGGAGCAGAAAGAGCGCAAGAAGGCUCAGCACAAGCACUGGGAGCUGGCGGGCACCAAGCUGGGAGAUAUCAUGGGCAUCAAGAAGGAGGAGGAGCAGGACCAGGCUGUGGCGGAAGAUGGCAGAGUAGAUUACAGGACAGAGCAGAAGUUUGCUGAGCACGUGAAAGAAAAGAGUGAGGCGAGCAGUGAGUUUGCCAAGAAGAAGUCAAUCCUGGAGCAGCGGCAGUACUUGCCCAUCUUCGCUGUGCAGCAGGAGCUGCUCACCGUUAUCAGGGACAACAGCAUCGUGAUUGUGGUGGGGGAGACUGGGAGCGGGAAAACCACACAGCUGACCCAGUAUCUGCACGAGGACGGCUACACCGACUACGGCAUGAUUGGCUGCACCCAGCCUCGCAGAGUGGCAGCCAUGUCCGUUGCCAAACGUGUCAGUGAGGAGAUGGGGGGGCGCCUCGGGGAGGAGGUGGGCUACGCCAUCCGCUUUGAGGACUGCACAUCAGAGAGCACAGUCAUCAAGUACAUGACUGAUGGGAUCCUACUGCGCGAGUCACUGCGUGAGGCUGACCUAGACCACUACAGUGCCAUCAUCAUGGAUGAAGCACACGAGCGCUCACUCAGCACUGAUGUGCUCUUUGGGCUGCUGAGGGAGGUGGUGGCCCGGCGCUCUGACCUGAAGCUCAUCGUCACCUCGGCCACCAUGGACGCUGACAAGUUUGCCUCGUUCUUUGGGAAUGUUCCCAUCUUCCACAUUCCAGGCCGCACCUUCCCUGUUGACAUCCUCUUCAGCAAGACCCCGCAGGAGGACUAUGUGGAGGCUGCAGUGAAGCAGGCGCUGCAGGUGCAUCUGUCUGGGGCCCCUGGAGACAUCCUGGUCUUCAUGCCCGGGCAGGAGGACAUUGAGGUGACCUCUGAGCAGAUUGUGGAGCACCUGGAGGAGCUGGAGAAAGCACCAGCUCUCGCUGUGCUGCCCAUCUACUCCCAGCUGCCCUCUGACCUGCAGGCCAAGAUCUUCCAGAAGGCUCCCGAUGGGGUUCGCAAAUGCAUUGUGGCUACUAACAUUGCUGAGACCUCACUGACAGUGGAUGGCAUCAUGUUUGUCAUUGACUCUGGUUACUGCAAGCUGAAGGUUUUCAACCCCCGCAUCGGGAUGGAUGCCCUGCAGAUCUACCCCAUCAGCCAGGCCAAUGCCAAUCAGCGGGCAGGCCGUGCUGGCCGGACGGGCCCAGGUCAGUGCUUCAGGCUCUACACGCAGAGCGCCUACAAGAACGAGCUGCUGCCCACCACGGUACCUGAGAUCCAGCGCACCAACCUGGCCAACGUGGUGCUGCUGCUUACAUCGCUGGGCGUGCAGGACCUGCUGCAGUUCCACUUCAUGGACCCGCCGCCUGAGGACAACAUGCUCAACUCCAUGUACCAGCUUUGGAUCCUGGGCGCCCUGGACAACACCGGUGGCCUGACCCCCACAGGGCGCCUCAUGGUGGAGUUCCCGCUGGACCCGGCACUCUCCAAGAUGCUCAUAGUCUCCUGCGACAUGGGCUGCAGCUCUGAGAUCCUGCUCAUUGUCUCCAUGCUCUCUGUGCCCGCCAUCUUCUACCGGCCCAAGGGCCGGGAGGAGGAGAGCGACCAGGUGCGGGAGAAGUUUGCUGUCCCGGAGAGCGACCACCUGACCUACCUGAACGUCUACCUGCAGUGGAAGAACAACGGCUACUCCACGCUAUGGUGCAACCAGCACUUCAUUCAUGCCAAGGCCAUGCGCAAGGUGCGGGAGGUACGGGCCCAGCUGAAGGACAUCAUGGUGCAGCAGCGCAUGAGCCUGGCCUCCUGCGGCACCGACUGGGACAUCGUGCGCAAGUGCAUCUGCGCUGCCUACUUCCACCAGGCAGCCAAGCUGAAGGGCAUUGGGGAGUACGUGAACAUCCGCACGGGGAUGCCAUGCCACCUGCAUCCCACCAGCUCCCUCUUUGGCAUGGGCUACACACCCGACUACAUUGUCUACCAUGAGCUGGUGAUGACCACCAAGGAAUACAUGCAAUGUGUCACGGCUGUUGACGGGGAGUGGCUGGCAGAGCUGGGGCCCAUGUUCUACAGCAUCAAACAUGCUGGCAAAUCACGCCAGGAGAACCGUCGCCGGGCCAAGGAGGAGGCGUCUGCCAUGGAGGAGGAGAUGGCACUGGCUGAGGAGCAGCUCCGCGCGCGCCGGGAAGAACAGGAGCGCCGCAACCCCCUGGGCAGUCUGAGGUCGGUGAAGAUCUAUACCCCUGGGCGCAAGGAGCAGGGGGAGCCCAUGACCCCACGACGGACUCCGGCCCGCUUCGGCCUGUAGUGCCCGGUGGCCACAUUCUGCGGGCACUGGCUGCCCUGAGGGCUCCAGGGCUGUGUGGGCCCUGCCCGUGGACUGUGCGCCCAGCGCUGGUCACCCCAGUGCCUGGCACCACUUUGAUACAGAAGGGAGACGUGUUCAUUUGUAAAUAUG